This is a messenger RNA of Protopolystoma xenopodis, 1083 nucleotides long. The record is from the annotation of a GenBank genome assembly. Lineage: Eukaryota; Metazoa; Platyhelminthes; Monogenea; Polystomatidea; Polystomatidae.
AUGCUCCUGUCGUCCGAUGUGGACGAUCUGGCGAGCAGGCUUCUCGAAUGUAAUUGCAUGCCGUCGACCCGACGAGCAUCUGGCCAGCAACAGCUUAGCCUGGCAACUCAAAGUUUCGGGGCCACAGGAGGCCCUGGCAACCGCGACAUCGAGGACAACAUGUCUUACUCGCCUUCGUCCACCUUUUCACUUUGCGCUUCUCUCCUUCUCCACUUGCCUCUGAACACAUUUCCAUUAUCUUUCUUACUCGUAUCCCUACCGCUAGUCCCGACGGGAUGCCUUCAAGGCUGGACGCGUUGCGAAGCCGUCUCCUUGCCUACUCUUCACCCGGCCUACGUGUUUCAUCGUCUUUCCGUGUGCAUUUCUGUAUAUCUCUCCGACCUGUUUGGUAUCUGGCGGGCAUAUCUAUUUACGAUGCUAUCGCUCGGCACUUUUCGUGUCCUGCUUCAACAUUUGCCUCUCCGUUUCCCAUCUUCUCACGUUGACAUCUCCAAAAAGUGUCCAAUACUUGAAUUACUUACUAGUCUUUUCAUACAUUUUGUCCUGGAUCGCGCUGAUGCUUUCGCAAUUCUCCAGCCCUUCCAGCAUCUUCUCUAUUCUCACAUGCACAGUUUGUCUGUCAAUCCACUCUGUCCAUCCCGUCCAUUCGCCCACCCGAAGCCCACGGCUUGGUCACUGUCAUCGUAUCGUUUGCGUCUUUUCGCGUUGGCGACGUUGUUCGGCUAUGCCCCUGACAACCAACGACCCUCGCCACAAUUCCCGAUGGUAUUCCUGACCUGGAAUUUGCUCGAGACCAAAACCCAAUGGUUUGUGUCGGCGGCAGCGGCAGCGUCAGUGGUUGACUGCUUCUCUUGGCCCCACAAUCGGCUUAGUCCUGUUGUCUUUUUCUCUCAUUCUGUGUCCGUUCUUUUGGUAUCAUUCUUCACAACCCUCCCGGCCUCUUUGAAUGAAACUCUUCGCCCUCAAGGUAUAGCUUUCAUCUGGUGCCUCUGGCAUAUUUUACCCAGUGACCUUGCUCAGACUUCCCAGCCCAAUGUCACCGCGCCUCUUUCUAAUGGGUUUUCGACUAUAUUCUCUCCGUAA